Chaetomium fimeti is the source of this 1391-nucleotide messenger RNA. Its product is annotated as putative deacetylase LmbE-like domain-containing protein. The record is from RefSeq and is a predicted model, not a curated record. NCBI's taxonomy places the organism in Eukaryota, Fungi, Ascomycota, Sordariomycetes, Sordariales, Chaetomiaceae. Gene Ontology annotation, cellular component: endoplasmic reticulum. Gene Ontology annotation, molecular function: N-acetylglucosaminylphosphatidylinositol deacetylase activity. Gene Ontology annotation, biological process: GPI anchor biosynthetic process. The transcript has 2 exons. Bases 415 to 1284 code for a protein of 289 amino acids.
GCGAGUCAGGGGGCCCUCCCAACGCAAGGUCACAGGCCAUUCAAAACCCCGUUCUCGGCCACCUCCCCACAUGCGACAGACCUCUCACCGCCUCUACUUGGUAACAAUUUAUGCACGAGCAAGCAAGCCGUCGUUGAACUGGGUUCUGUUCUUCUACAUAAAAUCGUCGAACGUUCCGCUCCUUGAACUCGAGCCUCUUGCCACAGGUCCGGUUGGCUGUACUCUACUCCACUCGCGUGCCCCUCCCUUCCUAGCGCUGCAGAGCGCCGAGUUCUUGGGGCGCGUUCUGUCUACGCUUUUCUUUCCGACCGCGUUGCCGAGUCCAGCCAACAGCCAUUUCGAAGCGACUUGUGUGGCCGCAUUAAUUGGCCAACUGGAUCAAUAUUCUCGCCAAUCUACUUGAGUAGGGGCACGAUGGACUGGCCCGUAACCGUCGGCGUGCUAGCCGUCGUGCUCCCGUCACUGUACGUCUACACCACUUCCGUGGUCUCGGAGCGCUUCCCGGCCGUGCGCAACAAACGCGUUUGUCUCCUUAUUGCGCACCCUGAUGACGAGGCCAUGUUCUUUUCGCCUACCGUCAUGGCGCUUGCCAGGCCAGACACGGGAAACCACGUCAAGAUCCUCUGUCUGAGCAGUGGCAACGCGGAUGGCCUCGGCGAGACACGGAAGCAAGAACUCGCCAAGUCGGGCCUGAUCCUCGGGCUGCGCUCGGCGGACGACGUCUUUGUCGUUGACAAGCCCGAAUUCCCCGAUAGCAUGACGGCAAAGUGGGACAGCGGCGACAUCUCGGCCCUGCUCUGCUCGGCCUUCGCGCCCAAUAUCGCCCGAUCGCGGAACAGCGACACGGCCCCGGCCGCCGCCAUUGACGUGCUCGUAACGUUCGACGCCGGCGGCGUCUCCGGCCACCCGAACCAUAUCUCCUUAUACCACGGAGCCAAGACUUUCAUCGCGGAGCUGGUGGCCGGCAAGCCCGGCUGGAAGCCACCCGUCGACCUCUACACCCUCACAACGGUGUCAUUGGGGCGGAAAUACAUUGGGUUUUUGGACGUGUUGACCACUCUCGCUAGCUGGGCCAUCGGCGCUGACAAGAAGGACAAAAAGCGCCCUGGCGGACUCGUCUUUCUCAGCAGCCUCCUGGGGUACGGUGGCAUCACGACCGCAUGGAGAGCCAUGGUUUCAGCGCACAAGAGCCAGAUGGUCUGGUUUCGGUACGGCUGGAUCUCCCUAAGUAGGUAUAUGUUUAUCAACGACCUGAGGCUGGAGAAGAUCAAGGGUCGGCCUUAAAAGUCAAGACCAAGAACCGUCCCUCAUUCGCAUACCCUGCGGGGUUUCGCUUCGUUGGGCAUUGGAACACAUGUAAAUGUCUUACACUGACCCUGAAUGCAAAACUC